Molecule: messenger RNA, 2554 nt
Organism: Culex quinquefasciatus (southern house mosquito)
Lineage: Eukaryota; Metazoa; Arthropoda; Insecta; Diptera; Culicidae
Exons: 3
Coding region: 1286-1543 (85 amino acids)
Source: RefSeq, a predicted model, not a curated record
CCGGACUAACCCCGUGGUGUGGAACUGGCAGCAGGUAGAGAGGUCGGUCACUGAUAGUGCUUUCGAAACGCAGGGCCAGAAGCAGCCAAAUUUGAACUAGUGGUGCAGGGGCCUCUUUUUUUGGUGUCUGUGUAAUUUUUGUGUGGUGUGGAAGGAAAACAAGUGAGGAGAAAAUUUGGCCUUCCUGUGCGCGCUGGAAAACGAAAGAAAAACGCGGAACGCAUUUUCCGACAUCAUCCCUUCUGGGCCAAAGCAAGCCACUGCGAGUGUUCACCGUGUUUUGCCAAGUUUCACGCGCGAUUAGAAGCAAUUUCCUAGGGUUAGUCUUUCAUACAAAGUAGGGAGGGUGGUGAAAAUUUUGCUGAAACGCAGCAACUGUUGUGAAAAUCAUCGAUCCACGAGGAAAACCCAGCGAGUAUCCGAAAGGGAAAAGUGUCCAAGUGAGCUGUGAAAAUCUCGGAAAAGUUGUGAAGCUCCACGUUAAGUCCUACAACAGUAAGAAGCAGCAACGCCAGUUAUUUAGUACGUUGUUGAGCGGCGAACAAGUUGAAAAAGACAAGAUUUAAAAGUAAAUUUGCAGUACAAGUUUGAAAAGUACCACUCAAGAAUCUUUCGAACGAUUCGUAACGUAACCGACAAGUCCCCAUCCCCCAAAUCUUCGAAAGAUCAUUAAUUAUUGUCCCCGGGGGUUAACCUCGCAGAACUGCGCUCUCCGUCGACGAGAGUGUCCACAGAGCGUCGUAUGAGCGGUCCAAGGUUCGGCAAGCAACGUCGAGGGAUCAUCAAAAGGAAGCCAACUCUGGCCGCGGACGACUCGGAUUCGGAACCGGAGCCGGACCGUCAAGCGCCGUCAAGCCUGGCCGGUGGUGGCCAAGUCGAUGCCAAUGCGGUUUGCGCCAGCAGCAAUCGACGGCUAAUCUUCAUCUACUUCGAAAAGUAUAAAUAAAUUGGUGCAAAGUCGGGGUUUAAACAUCGAUCAAUAGAGGAAAAUUAGGAGGAAAAGUUUGCAAGAAGAAAAUUGUAUUAAAAAACGAAGGAAAACCUCAGGAAUCAUGUAAAUCACUCGAUCGACCACGAAGAAGAAAGAGAAAAGUUAAGUGUUGCCAGAUGUUCAAUCGUGCUUUUGAAGUGUUGCCAGUUGUUUAGAUAUUGUAAUCAAUUUCCAUAAUCUAAAAAAAAGAAGACGAAGGCGAAGAUCCCCCGCGAUGAGUGUCCAACUCUGGCAGCGUCAGCAGAUCCAACCUGGUGGACACUGCUGAACAACUGCUGAACAGAGUAGAGGAAGAUGAACGCAACCGCAACGGCAUCGGCGUCCACCAGCAAUCGCUACGGUCAAUCCCAAACAGGGGAACGCCAGCAGGCAUCCGGUGGCGGAGGUUUCGGCUCCAGCGUUGGUUCCAGCGCCUCCUUGUCCCUGGCACUGGCCCCGGCAGCAGAUCAGCGCGUACCAAUGUCCGCGUUGCCCGUGAUUAAGCCGGAGAUUUUCCUCAACGAUCGCUCGCUGGUGGCGGUGUACUGCUUUGUGAAGAAUUUUAUAGGGUGAGUUGAUCUGUUUCCUGACUUGCGACUCUGCACUACAAAGCCCCUUUCAGUAAGUACGAGACUGACUGGCUACCGCGGAGGGCAGUUCUGGUUCGUCACGCCUGCUCUGAAAUUUUGCAACCCGCCUGUCAGCGGCAGUCAGUGUGGUCAGUCGUCACAUGCAUCGCGUAUGACACAACCCCCAUAUGGGUAGUAGGAAUCCGUACCGGUGCGAGCACUCCAAGAAGACGACGGUUGUCCUAGGUUAAGUAAAGUGUGCGAAAUGGCCUCGGCUUUGCUUUGAGGGGGUUUAUUGAUCGUAAAGACAGCCGGGGUGCUCCGUUACAUCGAACCUUGCUGUAACCACGCGACUGGCUGCGUUUGCGCGCCCGUAAAGUGGCGAAAAUUGAUUUAUAAUCCUAGGCUCUUGGUUAAGCCAAAACCGCACGCGCUUAGAAGCUGCCCAGAUGUGCAUCCGCGACUUGCCGUUCAAAACUGUGCCAAGUGCGUUGCGUACACCCCGCAAGAGAAAAACCGGUCGCAGAAGAGGUCCGGAGUGCGCCAAAAAGAAGGUGACAUCAUCUCUUUGCUAAUUUAUGAAAGUUUCCGAAGUGUGGGGUGGGGAUGGGUCGGGGCUCUUUUUACAACCCAGACAAUAUUCGACGGUUUAUGACUUGGCAGAGGUUGUCGCACCUUCCUGAAAACGUUUUCACUUGUGUGACCGACCACCACUCUCGUAUUGGAUUUAUUGUUGUCGCGAGUUGGCAUUGGAGGGAGCCGGCCUGUGCGAGGCCAGGGAUUUUAAUUGCGUUUUAUGACGCCGGUAACGAUGUUGAAUGUUAAGGGGCCUAACCAGAGAUGGCGGAGAUUGUCACGAAUGCCGGUAUCGUUGAAGGGUUUUGGGUUUGAACAGCUAAGAAGUGGAGCUGUUCAGAUUAAAUAAGUUCACCACAUAGCAUUGUAACUAGGAAGGCAUGUCGACGGAUUUCAAUUCAUCAAUUGAAUCAACCUGAUUUAAAUUCAAAUGCAAAAA